UUGUAUCAUUCGUAAAUGCGUAUACAAGUUGUCAAGUUGGACUUUUGUAAAAAUCAGAGUGACAUUCUUUGUCACUUUUUUAAAGUCGAAUUCAUUCAUAUUGAUGAAAUUUGGUGAAAAAUGAAGUUAAAAAUGGAAGAAAAGUAUCCUUUAUUGCUCUAUUUUGUUGACGGAUCAUCGAACGAAAGAAAUUCGAAAACAAAUGGACGAUUUUAUUUCGAAAAGGGACGUUGGCACAAUAUUAAUUCCGGAGCCACGGCGAUUUUAACACAAUGGCCAAAUCAAAUAACUGGUUGUCACAUUGCAACGAUUUUGGCGAGUUUUCUACUAAUCUUUGGAUUCAUCUGUCUCUUAUCCACCUCGUCAACCCAUCACAGAACAUUGAGAUGCAUACCAGAAAAUGGAGAAAAUUUAUUUAACGAAACCACAAUUCAUUUAAUACAUCACGGAAACUGGACCUACAAACAAUUAAAAAUGUUGGAGACAGUUUUAACAACGUUUCCAAAUUUCACUAUCAAUCUAAUUUCUAUUGAUACAGAAAACAAUAGGAAACUUAAUGGGAGCGCUUUCGUGAAAAUUGAAUCGGCUACAGAGAAAAACAGAACGAAAAGAGAGAACAAACGAUUUUUGUUUAAAAGAGAAAUAAAUUUAGAUAAAAGACUGGAAGAACUAAAAUUCAACGUUCAAAUGGGUGCAAAAAGACUUUUGGAUAUUCUUUUGAACACUCGCAAAAAUAUCACUGCUGAUCCAAUACCGAAGAUUACAAUUACAAGCACAGAGAAAAAUUUGGCAAAAAUCAUGGAAAACCAUCCUAGAAUCAUGAAAACUAAUACUAGUUUUCAUAAGUUAUUUCACGGUUCAAAUUUGGAGAAUUCUUGGAAACAUUUGAAAGAGAACAUGCUGGUUUUUGCAGCGAGAACAUUGCAAAUUUGGCAGUUUGCAGGUAUUACAUUUGACUUGAAUUAUUCCGGAGGAAAUUUCUCACAUAUUCUUAUUGGUACAUCUAAACAAAACAGAACAAAACGAGAAGAUAAUUUAAAUUUUUUGGAACACACAAAGCUAGAAUUUGAAACAUUAGCGUCAGGAAUGGUGAAAGUGGACGAGGGUGGCUAUCACAUUUUGUCAAAGACCAAAUGUCACGCUUUUAUCGAGGAAAUUUUAAUCAAUUUGAGGAAAACAAAAACGAAAGACAUGUCGCCGAAAUAUGUCAUUAAAAAAUCGUUGAAACCGUUUUGUUUCCAUAUGCAAGCCGAUUCUAACUACUGCAAAAAUGUUUUACAUUAAUAUUUAUGAAUUUAUACAUAUUUUAUAUUCAGUUUUAAUAAAUACAGAUGAGUAAAUA
Aethina tumida (small hive beetle) is the source of this 1342-nucleotide messenger RNA. RefSeq lists its product as uncharacterized. The record is from RefSeq and is a predicted model, not a curated record. NCBI's taxonomy places the organism in Eukaryota, Metazoa, Arthropoda, Insecta, Coleoptera, Nitidulidae. The transcript is spliced from 3 exons. The coding region runs from base 121 to 1284 and encodes 387 amino acids.